ACUUGAAAAUUUGGCUUUCGUUGAACCUCAUCUACAUAUAUCAGUAUUCUCAUAGAUAUGGCUCCGUUAGUGUGGUUAGUAACUGGGUGCUCUUCCGGUUUCGGGGUGAAGCAAUUUGUACUUCAAGCACUCGCGCGCGGUGACAAAGUCAUUGCUACUGGCCGCAAUGCACCAACUAAACUCGCCCACCUCGAAGGCAACGGUGCUUCGAUUCUUAAUCUUGACUUGACAAUGCCUGAGUCUGAAAUCGCCGACAGGAUCAAAGAGGCCCACCAAAUUCAUGGGAGAAUCGACAUCCUUGUAAACAACGCCGGAUACCUUGAAGUUGGAACUGUUGAAGAAUUGUCGUUGGAUAGGGUGCAACGGAGCUUUGCGACGAAUUACUUCGGUCCGCUGAAGAUCACACGGGCAAUUUUACCUGUAAUGCGAGACCAGAAAUCUGGAACGGUAGCGUUUAUGGGCUCUAUAGGUGGUUGGGGUGCCGUACCAAAUUCUUCUGCUUACGCCGCUUGUAAAUAUGCUUUAGAAGCCCUUACAGAAGCUUUACAGAGCGAAUUUGCUGCGCUAUUUGGGAAUGAUAUAAAUUUUAUUGUUUUCGAGCCCGGUUACUUCCGUACUGAGAUAUUCUCAACAAGCAACGCAAUCCAUCCUCCCACUGAUUUGCCAGAAUACGAAGCUUUUAAUCAAGCUUCAGAGAAACGGCAGCGCAAAAUUUACCAGAAUGAGCCAGGUGAUCCAGUCAAGGGUGUCGCUCGGAUGAUAGAAGUCUUAACCGGCACCGGGCUGGCAACGGGAAAGACCUUCCCACUGAGGCUACCAUUGGGCUCAGAUAGUCUUCAUGUGGUUCGUAAAAAGUGUCAGGAUACUUUAAAGCUUUGCGAUGAGUGGGAAGAUGUGAUUAUGAGCACGGAUUUGCCAUCCAAGGCAAACGAGCACCUUUAGUACUGUCGAGAACUCAACGCACGUUGCAAUUACCUUGCAUGCAUUAAAUACGUACAAACACGUGCUAUUUACGUAUCAGUACCUGGAUUAGGC
Messenger RNA from Talaromyces proteolyticus, 1035 nucleotides. RefSeq names its product putative hydroxybutyrate dehydrogenase. Bases 58 to 942 code for a protein of 294 amino acids. The transcript is spliced from 5 exons. NCBI's taxonomy places the organism in Eukaryota, Fungi, Ascomycota, Eurotiomycetes, Eurotiales, Trichocomaceae. The record is from RefSeq and is a predicted model, not a curated record. Gene Ontology annotation, molecular function: oxidoreductase activity.